GUGCGGAUGUGAAUGUACAGCGGGCGGGGGAUUGCGCGGUUGUUUUGAUCUGUGUUGGCGGACUGGAGGUGAUAGAGAGGGGUCGGUGUACCCUGUCACCAUGGACAGGCCUGCCAGGAAUAAGAAAUCAGUUGAUUACUCACAGUUUUUAGAUCUAGAAAAUGAUGAUGAGGAUUUCGCCUGCUCCGUACCUGUUAGUAAAAAGGCUCGGGUGGAAACAAAGAAAGAUAAAAAAGAAAAAGCCACAAAAAAACCUACAGAGCAGACCUCGUCCCCUAUAAAUUCACAGGGUAAAAGGUUGCCUUUGGAUGAAAAAAUUUACCAGAGAGAUUUGGAAGUCGCUUUGGCAUUGUCUGUACAGAAAACAUCAGUGAUUAUAGAAAAUGAUGGAAAUACUCUCAGAACCGUAUCCCCUGACUUCCUUCCCACUGAUGACAAAGAUCCAGAAGUGUCUUUCUCAAACUGUAGCGUGGACAGCAGUGUUCUGGGUCUUGAAGAGAUCACAGAGAGCAAUGAAGAGGCAGUAAAUGGAAGGAGUCGCAGGCAAGCUGCAUCUAAGGCAAUCGCAGAGCAGAGAAAACUCCUGAAAGAUGACAGCAGCAGUGAAGAGGAUGCAGAUGAAUUUAAACCAGACGCUGCAGUUUAUGGGGACUCUGACACCGAUGAGAGUUACAGUGGCGAUGAUGAAGAAUUUGAAGUCGAGAAAUCCGAAAAAGCAGGAGCAAGCAAUGCUCUGAAGGCCAAGAAUGAGAAGAAAGGAAAAACCACUCCAAAGUCCAAGAGAAGAGGUGGUGACUCUGAAAAUGAAAGCAGUUUUAGUGAAGAUGAAGAGUUUGUAGUUAAGAAGUCUAAAAAGACACCAAGCAAAUGUGCAAAACCCAGGAGCGCAAAGAAAGAAAACUCCCCACCGUCCAAGACCGUCUCAAAUCCAUCUCCUGCCCCUGUGUCCAUUAGAAUAAAGCCAAUGCCAGCCAAACCUACAGCGGCCUCAUCUUCAGGGCUCCAAAAUCCAGCUGGACACAGCAGCCCUUCUGUGGGAAUGAAAAAACCAGCAUGGAGUCCUCCAGCUUCUUUGGGAACUGCACGGAGCCCGCUGAUUGGAGGAGACACUGUGCGGUCUCCUAACCAAGGACUUCGCCUUGGACUGUCAAGAUUUGCACGAAUCAAGCCAUUACAUCCAGCUAAUGUCCAUCACUGAAUUUCUUUUCGGUGAAUCAUCUGAAGAGUGAACAAGAAUUGCCACUCCGUAGGAACUGAAAGACCCCAGAUUCCAUAAACUGGCAUACCCACAAAAUAUAAAUUGACUUCAGCACAACAGCUAGGGAACUACAACUAGCAGGAAUGCCUGGGCUGACUGGUAUUUAAAGUCUUGCUGAAGUUUUAAAAAAUUGCUUGGCCUUGUGGGAUUCAUCAGAACUAAAACCAUGCAGAGACGUGAAUGCUAAAGUCAAUCCUUUGGCUCAUUAUCAAAUUUUCAGAACUGUUUAAUCUUACCGUUUUGCUUUUAAAUGUAAAAACGUUGAAGUUUUAAGGUGACAGAAGAAAGUAACUUUUUUCUACUUUCUAACAGACCAUCUAAUUUUUUACUGAAGAGUUGAGGGGUGUGUAAGGGAUGAGCACUGAUUUGAAAUAAGACAUACAGAGUUGAAUUGGUUUUAGGGAGAGGUGCUGCCAAAGACACUUAUUUUAAAGUGUUUCUAAAGCUAAAAAAAUGUUUUUACCUUAAAAUGGUUGUUAAGUCUGAAGGUUUUUUACCUUUAUGCAUUCUGUGUAUGGAGGUAAAAAACGUACACACUUUUGUGUGCAGCAGCCCCCCCUAACCUCACCUGAGCCCCAAUACAGCCUCGGCUCUCUGGGGACUCUCCUUCCUCAUUGGCUGAGACAGCAGUGGGAGCCAAUGAGGAGAGAUGGGGCGGGGCAAAAGCCACGGCUCUGUGUGUGUGAAUUGACACACAGACCAGUGGCUUGGGAGCGAGCUGACUCAGGUUCCCUCGAAGCAAGCUGCUAGCUAUGGGGGCAGGAGAGAGAGGCCAGGAGUGUCGGUGGGGCACCCGAGAAGAGCAGAUAUCGGGGCUACCCUCUGCAAAACCGCUGCACAGAGUGGGUAAGUAUGACAUGUUUGUUAUUUUAAAAAAUGCCUUUUAAUAUCACUUUAAUUCAUUCGCUGCAUUAGGUUAAACAUUUUUUGGACUUAAUGUGCCCCCCCCCUCUGAAUACUUGCCUGACUUCUGGAUCGAUACAGCACUGUGCCCAGCCACAGUCUACUCUCCUCUCUCCCUCCUCACACAUGGACUGACGGGCAGUAGUGGGAGCAAUUGGCUUCUGCUACUGUCAGUCAAAUCAGUGAGGAGGGAGCGGCACGUGUGUCAGUAGAUGCACACAGCCUGGCUCAGGAGCAAACCCACAGGUGUACCCACAUAGGAGAUGCCCCUAGAAGAGGAGGAGCCUAGUCUGCUGGUGGGCAACUUCAGAAAAGGAACUUUGGGGUCACUCUGUGCAAUACAAUUGCACAAAGCAGGGAAGUAUAACAUAACAUGUUUAAAAAAAAAAAGACUUUACAAUCGCUUUAACUGCAUAUUUAUCUAUGAAAACACACCUGUUAAUACACAUUCACCAGACUUCACAGAUUAUGGCUGUAAAUCGCUAAAUGGCCUUCCUCUAUGGGCACAGUAGAACUUAAAGUGAACCUCUAUGUUAGGAAUUUUAGAUUUUCAUGAAUGGGGAAAAAACACACGGGGGGGUUGUCCUCGCCGACUCUUCUUUCUGCAGAUAUUGCCUUGUUCACAUCUUCUUUCUUUCACUGACCCAUAACAAAUUGACAGAUCAAGAAUACUUCCAUUCUGGAUCAGCACAAUUGGCAGGCAGUCAGCAUUUUCAGAUGUACAGGUGUACUUUUAGGCCCUUUUCACACUUUUAUGACUUGUCCCAUGAUUUGGAACUGCAAAGUAGCAUGACGAGUCAUUCUUCAUUAUUUCCAAUGACAACUAAUCAUAUUGGUACGACUUCAAGUCAUGCCUACUUCAAAGUAGUCCCUGACCACUUUGGUCCAACUUUGAUGCGAGUUACACAGGCAUUCCCUAAAAUCGCAUCAAAACCGUGGCCGCAAAAUCGUGUUAAAAUCUUUGGACUUUGAAGUCGCGAUAGUGUGAAAGGGGCCUUAAAGCGGAGGUCCA
Messenger RNA from Rana temporaria (common frog), 3173 nucleotides. RefSeq names its product RAD51 associated protein 1 (gene RAD51AP1). The record is from RefSeq and is a predicted model, not a curated record. Lineage: Eukaryota; Metazoa; Chordata; Amphibia; Anura; Ranidae. Bases 101 to 1198 code for a protein of 365 amino acids. Gene Ontology annotation, molecular function: single-stranded DNA binding; double-stranded DNA binding. Gene Ontology annotation, biological process: double-strand break repair via homologous recombination; interstrand cross-link repair. The transcript is spliced from 10 exons.